Messenger RNA from Sciurus carolinensis (gray squirrel), 606 nucleotides. RefSeq names its product zinc finger protein 114 (gene Znf114). Lineage: Eukaryota; Metazoa; Chordata; Mammalia; Rodentia; Sciuridae. The record is from RefSeq and is a predicted model, not a curated record. Gene Ontology annotation, molecular function: DNA-binding transcription repressor activity, RNA polymerase II-specific. The transcript is spliced from 2 exons. Gene Ontology annotation, biological process: negative regulation of transcription by RNA polymerase II.
AUGUCGUUUUAGGACAUGGUGACCUUCAUGGAUGUGGCUGUGAAUUUCACCAAGGACAAGUGGACCCUUCUGAGAGGAAGUUCUUCGAGAACACGAUGCGGGAGAACACAGCGUCCACAGCCAAGGAUGCCCCACCUGUAUUUAGUCAACAAUGGGACCAGUGCUGGUUUAGUAGGGUCCUACCGCAUGGAGACAGAGGCUAAGAAUCCAGGUGGGAAAACCUCCGCCCACACUCACCCUUCCGGUCCACGCAAGAGAACUAAUACUGGAGUGAAAAGCUACAGGUGCCGCCAGUGCGGCCGAGCCUUUGUCUACCAGUCCUUUCUCAGGAGACACAUGGACAUUCACACGGGCGAGCAGCCCUUCGAAUGCGAGCAGUGUGGGAAAGCCUUCAGGUACUCCCUGCAUCUCAACAAGCAUCUGACAAAGCACAUUGUGAGCAAGAACUACGCAUGUCAGGAAUGCGGGAAAGCUUUCCCAAAGUCCUCAAAACUUACUGCGCACAUCAGGACACAUACUACCGAGAGACCCCAUGCGUGUGAGGAAUGUGGGAAAGCCUUUGCUAAGUCUUCAGGACUCCGGAGGCAUCUGAAGACUCACAGAUGA